AUGUCUCAAAUAUCAAAUUCAACAAGAGACGGUAAUUAUGCUAACAACACAACUUUCCCCAGACCAUUUCAAGCUCCAUCUAGAGCAUCGACAAGCAUCUCAUUUGCGUCUAUUACAACUUUGCCUGCUGAAGAUGAAGAGCGUGAUUAUUUUGAUGAAGAACUCUCCUUAAUUUUAAUCAAUAGUGAUUCUCAAGAAUGCAAUAAAAACUUUUCCAUCUUUAUCAAGUGCAUCGUUGACAAUUUGUACAAUAAUGAUGCUGACACUAAACCUACUUAUGAGAGCUUGUCACUAUAUGCGCUUAAACUUUUAACCCUGAAUUUAUUUGUCAAGAAUUUCAAAUUUUGCAUUGGGAAAAUAUUAGCAUUUUUGGAGACUUUCACUACAAUUACCAACUACAGAUUGGAGUUUACUGAUGACGGAAACAGCGAGAGUGAGUGGGAGGUUAAUGAUCAAGUGGCAUAUGAAUCUGAGUGCUUGAAGGAGUUUUUGUGUAUAACUUUGCUACUUUUACUCAAGCUAAAAAACACUUCCAAUGAUCAAGAUUUUGCUGACGAAUCAAGUGAUGUACUGAGCACAUCUUCAGCAACUUCAAAUUCAUUGGAUUUAGUCAACGGUGAUAUCUUAUUCAAGACGUUGGAACAAUGUCGCUUUAUAUUCAUCAUGUCACAAUUUAUAUCAACUCAGAUUAAAGCCGUCGCUAAGGAAGAAUCAUCGUUUGUCAUUUUAAAAUUCGGCUGUGAUAUCAUUUUUGAAUACUUUUAUUAUGUUGAGAUAUUGUCACCUACAGAGUUUAUGGAUUUGACAUUCAAUAAUAAUGAGGUGAUUGUCACCAUCAUUAAACAUUUAUUAUCGUCAGAGGGUUUCAACAAUUACGAUUUGGAAAGUGAUGACGAUUUCCACAACGAAGCCAAAUUGGUUGCCUAUGAAGAGCUAAAGCUCUUGCUACUCAUAAAUGAGCAGUUUUUAAUGAGUUCAUAUUCGCGAAAUGAACACUCAAACAAAGUUUUUGAGGAAUUGAUCCAUAAUGAUGAUAAUUCGAAAAGCAACGUUAACAAUAUUGUUGGAUUUAUCAAUUUGCUCAUAUAUCAUUUGAAUCGUGAAGAGUCACAAAUCAUUAUAUUGUUGAUUUUAAAAUUUUUAUAUCUCGUGUUCACCACUUCAUUCACAGCUAAAUUAAUUUAUCGAAAUGAUUUGAAAAUCUUGCUUGAUAUUUUUUUAAGAGAAUUGGAUAAUUUAGAGCACAAGGAUAAUAUUUUGAUUGUGACGUAUUUGAGAGUAUUGUUCCCCAUUCUCAUGUUUUCUGAACUAAAUGAAUGUGGCGGAUACAAGAGUCACGAACUUUACAAUGUAUUGAGUAACGUUGUUGUUAAUUCAGGUCAGAAACAAGACGAUGCCAAUGAAGGCAAGUUCAUUCUGGAUUUAGCAAUGAAGUGCAUGAAUGUCAAAUGGCUUAAAAAGUCAUUGUCGAACCACAAAACUAAGGUCAAUGAAGCACAACGGGAAAAGGAGUCUCCAGAGUUAUCAUCUCCCGAAGACUUAAAAACAGUUGAACGUGAAUCAUCAAGACUAUUUACUCGUAUUGCUUCGGUUCGAUCAUCGAGUAGAAGCGAUUAUCAUAAACAUACAACAGCACACAAUUUUUUGGAGAGACAAAAUAGUGAAAAAUCAAAAUCAAAACGAGAUCUAGAUCCAGGAGCUUUGGCUCAAGCAUCAUCAUCACCUUCGAUAUUCAUGGAGAAUAACAAUAAUGUAUUUCUCGCUGAUUUUUCAAAAAAGUUGACAUUGGGUGAGAAUGGUAAAUCUGCUCUAACUGGCUUAGAUUUGAAUGGUUUAUCCACCUCCGCCACAAUCAAAAACAAGAAUAACAACAACAACAACAACAACAACAACAACAACAACAAUGUUUCUGGUACUGGUUUCGAUUACCGUGACUCAAAUAUCUUAGAUUUACCUAAUGAAUACCUCACAUCAAAACCAUUACCCAAGAUCCCUAUACCGGAAAAACGACGUCGACAAUUGUAUCAAAAUGGAACUGCAUCAUCUUCAUCAAGCUCACUUGAGUCGAAUUCAUCAAUAAAGCAAAAGGCUUUGAAAAAGAAGGCCCCACCACCUCCUCCUCCUCCGCCAAGACGAAGGAGAUAA
Lodderomyces parapsilosis is the source of this 2145-nucleotide messenger RNA. RefSeq lists its product as uncharacterized. Gene Ontology annotation, cellular component: actin cortical patch. Gene Ontology annotation, molecular function: Arp2/3 complex binding. The coding region runs from base 1 to 2145 and encodes 714 amino acids. The transcript has a single exon. The record is from RefSeq and is a predicted model, not a curated record. Gene Ontology annotation, biological process: endocytosis; actin cortical patch localization; actin cortical patch assembly. Lineage: Eukaryota; Fungi; Ascomycota; Pichiomycetes; Serinales; Debaryomycetaceae.